Penicillium oxalicum is the source of this 696-nucleotide messenger RNA. Its product is annotated as putative translation initiation factor IF3. Gene Ontology annotation, biological process: ribosome disassembly; mitochondrial translational initiation. Bases 1 to 696 code for a protein of 231 amino acids. The record is from RefSeq and is a predicted model, not a curated record. NCBI's taxonomy places the organism in Eukaryota, Fungi, Ascomycota, Eurotiomycetes, Eurotiales, Aspergillaceae. The transcript has a single exon. Gene Ontology annotation, cellular component: mitochondrion. Gene Ontology annotation, molecular function: ribosome binding; translation initiation factor activity.
AUGAACCAUAUGCGUGGCCUCGUCUCGCCGGCGCAAGCUUUGCGUCAGAUCUUCUUCAAUUCUCCCCAUGUCUCCCGAUCCGCUCUCGUUCGGACGCAGAUCUCUUCCAGUUGCUUUGAGUCACGCAACUUCUCCCAGUCUCCGGCCCUGACCCGACCGGUCGUACGAACUCCAAAUGCACCAACCGUCAUCAAAGAUGAGGCCAUUGGCACCCGACUCGUUCAGCUUGUCGAUGAAGAACAGAACCUGAUGCCUCCGAAAAGACUUGCAGAAGUGCUUGACUCCUUUGAUCGCAGCAAAUUCUUUUUACUACAAGUAUCUCCCGGCGAUGAGAAUCGACCUCCGGUGUGCAAGAUCCUGAAUAAAAUGGAGGCCAAACAACAUGAGAAAGCCAAGGCAAAAUCGGCCAAGGCGCAAAAAGUUCAAACGAAACAGAUCGAGCUCAACUGGGCAAUCGACGCCCAUGAUCUAUCGCACCGCCUCAAGCAGCUGACUAAUUUCCUGGAGAAAGGUCGCAAAGUGGAGGUUGUCAUGAAGCGAAAGAGAUCGAAGAGACCUCCUACUGUGGAUGAAAUCAAGCAUGUGAUGCAGACCGUGUUAGAUACAACAAGAGAGGCUGGCGCGACGCAAGUGAAGGCGAUGGAGGGAGAGCCGGGGAAGCAGGUGAUUAUGACUGUGAAAAAGGAAUCUUCCUAA